This is a messenger RNA of Puntigrus tetrazona (Sumatra barb), 1077 nucleotides long. RefSeq names its product green-sensitive opsin-4. Gene Ontology annotation, cellular component: photoreceptor outer segment; membrane. The coding region runs from base 28 to 1077 and encodes 349 amino acids. Gene Ontology annotation, molecular function: G protein-coupled receptor activity. Gene Ontology annotation, biological process: visual perception; G protein-coupled receptor signaling pathway; phototransduction. NCBI's taxonomy places the organism in Eukaryota, Metazoa, Chordata, Actinopteri, Cypriniformes, Cyprinidae. The record is from RefSeq and is a predicted model, not a curated record. The transcript has 5 exons.
UUCCUCAAGGAUCACUGGUAGGCAAAGAUGAACGGCACUGAGGGAAACAACUUCUAUGUCCCCUUGUCCAACAGGACAGGGCUAGUGAGGAGUCCUUAUGAGUAUCCGCAGUAUUAUCUCGCUGAACCGUGGCAGUUUAAAAUUCUUGCAGUCUACAUAUUCUUCCUCAUGAGCUUGGGUCUACCCAUCAAUGUCCUUACAUUGGUGGUUACAGCUCAACACAAAAAGCUUAGGCAACCUCUCAACUUCAUUUUGGUCAACCUGGCUGUAGCUGGAACCAUCAUGGUUUGUUUUGGAUUCACGGUCACUUUCUACACAGCAAUUAAUGGCUACUUUGUUCUGGGACCAAAUGGCUGCGCGAUUGAAGGCUUCAUGGCCACACUUGGAGGUGAAGUUGCCCUUUGGUCACUUGUGGUGCUGGCCAUUGAAAGAUACAUUGUUGUCUGCAAACCAAUGGGUAGCUUCAAAUUCUCCUCCAGCCAUGCUUUUGCAGGAAUUGCAUUUACAUGGGUAAUGGCCAUGGCAUGUGCGGCUCCCCCUUUGGUUGGGUGGUCCAGAUAUAUUCCUGAGGGAAUGCAGUGCUCAUGUGGACCAGACUACUACACCCUGAAUCCUGAAUACAACAAUGAAUCAUAUGUCAUCUACAUGUUCGUCUGCCAUUUUAUAUUGCCAGUCACUGUAAUCUUUUUCACCUAUGGACGGCUUGUGUGCACAGUCAAGGCGGCUGCAGCUCAACAGCAGGACUCAGCAUCUACCCAGAAAGCCGAGAGGGAAGUGACAAGAAUGGUCAUCCUGAUGGUUUUGGGUUUCCUGGUGGCUUGGACCCCUUAUGCCACUGUUGCCGCCUGGAUCUUCUUUAAUAAGGGAGCAGCUUUCAGUGCCCAGUUCAUGGCUAUUCCUGCCUUCUUUUCAAAGAGCUCAGCCUUAUAUAACCCUGUCAUCUAUGUGCUGCUAAACAAACAGUUCCGUAACUGCAUGCUGACCACUCUUUUCUGUGGAAAGAAUCCUCUUGGCGAUGAUGAGUCCUCAACUGUGUCCACCAGCAAGACGGAGGUGUCCUCUGUAUCUCCAGCAUAG